UUCCGGUGCCUUCUGCAGAGAGGCAGCCCCCAGCAUGCUGGGGAUGCUGUGCUGCUGAUGGGAAGGAAACAAAAAUGAGGGCUUCCACCAGUAAACUGCAGCAGCUCGCCAUCUUCACAACCAUACUGACUGGUGGAGGGACUGGCACCAUGUACUAUCUGCUGCAGAAGAAAUUCAGUGAGUCAGACUAUCACAGACUGGCACUGCAGAAGUUGGAAGCAUGUUCAAUUGCCAUGGAAAGCCUAGGGGCCCCACCUUUAAGAGUCCACAACAUCCACCUGACUGACAGAAACAACCGUGUGGAUCAGCACACUGCACAGAUAAAGAUCCCUGUGACUGGGUCAAAAACUGGAGGUUAUCUGUAUACUUCUUCUGUUAGAGAUCCUAAUACCAACAGCAGGUGGAGUCUGAAGCAGGCCUUUCUGAAACUUCGGGAAGGACAGAUCAUCGACCUGCUGAAUCCUCCUCCACCAGCUGCAGCGCAGAGCCAGACAGCGGAGCACACACAGGAGCUAGAUACAGGCUCCUGGCACUUACCUAUCUAUAGUAAUGUGAACAAUGACAGUAGAUGUUGACCUUCUGCAGCUGGUGCUGAGGAGAGAUCUAACCACAAGACCAUAGAGGUACAUUCACCAAUGGCAAAUUGUCAACUCCAGUAUCAAUUUGAAGAGAGAACAGUUCCACACAGCUCUGCUUUGUGUGGUUGUGUUGCAUUUCCAGGUUGGGGUUUAAACAAAUAAUGUGGUACAGUCAUGUUGUUAGAGGAACUGACUGUUGUGUUGUUCUGUUAAGUCAUCCCUGGACUUUUUCUUUUAAGACAUGUUCAAACAACAGCAUUUCGCACAUUCAGACCAAAGUGUAUUGACACGUAUAAAGGAGUAUUUCACCUUCUACGAGUUACCUUCUUGUUACAGCCAUCAAUCUACAUUUUUCAGAGUGGGAGAGAGAGAGCAAAAGAUUUCUCUGUGUGUGUCUAUAUGACUUCCUUUGGUUGUGUGAACAAAUUCUCAUUAAAAGCCAUCAUUGUGAGGAAUUUGGCUUCAAAGUGUUGAGUGAUAGUCACAAUUUGUUUUGAGGGUUCAGGCUAGAAUCAGGUUUAUAUAAGAGUUAGGGUAAAAGUUGGUGUCCUCACAGAGAUACUUGUAGAGACGUGUGUGUAUGUGUGUGCAGCAUGCAAACCGGAUGGAUCACAGAGCAGGGUACAAACCUCACUGACUUCAUUUACCACAACUUCCUGCUUCCUGUGCAGAUUUAGAUGAAGGGAUUGUAGUCAUUAGUCAGACUCAGAAGACAUUUCUGUGACCCUCUUGUUAUUACACAGAAUCAUACAUUUGAUUUUAAAAAGGUUUAUUGUGGUGAUGGAGGGCUAUAAGUAUUUGUGUGUUAACUUGAAUUUCACAUGCAAAACAGCAAAAGCAUUUUGCCACCUGUGGUGUGCUCCUGAGAGUAUUCAUUCAUUAAGGAGAUCUUCUAAAGGAAAUAUAUUAUCCAGAAACUCCUCACACAAGAGAGCAGAAAACUUUGUUUACACUCCAAACAUAGUUUCAGAUACUACAAACAAAAUGACAUCACUUCAUCUAAAAGGAUCUGUUCUGAAACAGAAAAACUGGCAGUUUGUCAUUUGCACAUUAAAAUUAAUUGAAUGUAUUCGCAAAGCACAUGGUUAUAUAUACGUACAGUAUAUAUACUGUAUAAAUUUUAUUAUGUUUAUGAUCUAAAUGUGUUUUUUGAUGACUGAACUCUGUGAUAAACACUGAUCAUGCAUUUAAAAUCUGAGAGAUUUUAUGUUCAUAUACAACCGCAAAUCAGAAAAGGUUGGGACGGUAUGUAGAAUCUAAAUUAAAACU
Molecule: messenger RNA, 1847 nt
Organism: Monopterus albus (swamp eel)
Lineage: Eukaryota; Metazoa; Chordata; Actinopteri; Synbranchiformes; Synbranchidae
Gene: coa1
Product: cytochrome C oxidase assembly factor 1
Exons: 5
Coding region: 75-575 (166 amino acids)
Biological process (GO): mitochondrial respiratory chain complex I assembly; mitochondrial respiratory chain complex IV assembly
Cellular component (GO): mitochondrial inner membrane
Source: RefSeq, a predicted model, not a curated record